Gallus gallus (chicken) is the source of this 1231-nucleotide messenger RNA. RefSeq lists its product as uncharacterized. Lineage: Eukaryota; Metazoa; Chordata; Aves; Galliformes; Phasianidae. The transcript has 2 exons. The coding region runs from base 310 to 1215 and encodes 301 amino acids. The record is from RefSeq and is a predicted model, not a curated record.
GGAAGGGAAGGGAAGGGAAGGGAAGGGAAGCAGCUGGACUGAAUUCCAUCUGGGCACCGCACAGCACAGCCCUGCCAUGGCCCGGUGAGCUGUAAUCCUCCAUGCUCCAAAAUCAAAAGCUGUCUCUCCUUUUUUCUCAGUUGCCAAGGGAUAGAAAUCCCACCAGAAUCCAAAGCAUAUCAUUCCAGGGGGGGAUUUAUACUGGAGAAAGGAGCAGAAUUGGUUAUUUGAUGAUUGUUUUUUUUUUUAUAAGUCCUUAAUAUCUCCCUUCCCUCCUUCUCUGCACAGCGCAGAUCCCCCUUCCAACACAUGCACGAGAGCAGAGCUGAACCGUUCGCACAGAAAACAGCUGGAAAAACACAACAAAAUCAAAAGGUCCUUCUGCUCCAUCUCCUGCCUGUAGGUUCUGGUGGGUUGCAGAGCGUUGCCCUCCAUGGUUUGCAGCUCUGCAGAAGGGCUGAGAGCACAGGGACACCAAAGUGUGCCUCUCCCAUGGGGGAGCGUGGGGUCAGCGAGGUGCCCUGGGGACACUCACCCCAACCCAUCUCAUGUCCAGCCGGCGUCUCCCAUAUCCAUCAGCCACGUGCAGCCAGCGCAUUAAAAUCUCAUUUAAAAAGGAAUCAAGGUUUAAUCCAUCCGUGUUUGAAAAUGGUCUUUUCCCAUAUCCUGCUUUUGGCACGGCCUCCCAGCCGGGCCGUUGCACCUCACCCCAGAAUGGGCUCAGCUGCUGCAGCCGGGGGUCCCACGCCGGCACCGAGCGGCCAACGGAGCUGCCAUGUUCAUAUUUUAUCUUUUAUUGGCUUUUUUUUUUUUUCCCUCUUUCCCCCUAUUUUACCCUUUCUGCACCACGACUCCCUGGGGCCCCAGCAGAACAUCUGGCCAAGCCACUUCUGGUUCCAUUUAUUGGCGGAUAAUUUAUUUGUGGACCAGAAGGGAAAAGAGACCCAACUGUUCAGAGGAGGAGUAUUGGUAGGGCCGUUGGUGGUGCUGCUCAAACACGAGCUCCUUAGGUGUGAUCCAGACCCAGGGAAGUCAAACACAGAUCUCCCCUUUGGAUCCAGAGCUGUCAGAUCUCAGUCCAAACGCACGGAGGGAAAUCAUUCGAAUGCACACUCUGUGAGUAUUAUUGGUGUUAUUCGUUCGCUGGGAAUAUUUGGAGGUAUUCAUUCCUUGCACACAUUACCAGAGCAGCUCCCGCUCGGAGAACGAAAUUAAAGAGUGCAAACCACCA